CACCUGCGCUCCUCUCGCGCCAGCCUGGAGGUGGCACCGCGACGGCUGCCCUGCUCCGGGGCUUGCGCUGGGCGAACAAUGGGCUUGCGAGAGGCGACCGCCGCAGAAGCAGCAGCCGCCGCCGCCGCAGCAGCAAAGCUUGCUGCAUAAAAAAAGGAAGCGGGGACUCCUCCUCCUCCUCCUCUCCUCCUCCUCCUCCUCUAGAGGAGAAGCCAAGAGGACGGGUUUAAAUAUGAACGAAGACCCGACGGUUAAUUUAUCGUGGCUGCCUCAGGAUCCCUUAGAAACCAGCCCACCACCAGAGAACAUCUCAGCUGCAGUCACCUCUCUCAUUCCUUCCAGUGACCCAGAACCGGGAUUUAUAGUAAACCCUUGGGAUAUUGUCUUAUGUACUUCAGGAACACUGAUCUCCUGUGAAAAUGCGGUUGUGGUCCUUAUCAUCUUCCAUAAUCCCAGUCUUCGUGCCCCAAUGUUCCUCCUGAUAGGCAGCUUGGCCUUGGCAGAUCUUUUAGCAGGAAUUGGAUUGAUCGUCAAUUUUCUUUUUGCUUAUCUUCUCCAGUCGGACUCUACCAAGCUGGUCACAGUUGGUUUGAUCGUCGCCUCUUUUUCUGCUUCUAUCUGCAGUCUGCUGGCCAUCACUGUGGACCGGUACCUCUCCCUUUAUUAUGCUUUGACUUACAAUUCUGAGAGGACGGUGACUUUUACCUACAUUAUGCUUAUUCUGCUCUGGGGUGCUUCAAUCUGUGUGGGAGUGCUGCCAGUCAUGGGAUGGAACUGCCUCAAAGAUGAGUCCACCUGCAGCGUUAUCAGGCCCCUCACUAAAAAUAAUGCGGCCAUCCUCUCGGUCUCAUUCUUACUUAUGUUCGCUCUCAUGUUACAGCUGUACAUUCAGAUCUGCAAAAUUGUGAUGCGCCAUGCUCACCAGAUUGCCUUGCAGCAUCACUUCCUAGCAACUUCCCACUAUGUGACCACCAGAAAAGGAGUAUCGACUUUAGCCAUUAUCCUGGGAACCUUUGCUGCUUGCUGGAUGCCUUUCACACUCUAUUCCUUAAUAGCUGACUACACAUAUCCCUCUAUCUACACCUACGCCACCUUGCUUCCAGCCACAUACAAUUCCAUCAUUAACCCCGUUAUAUAUGCUUUCCGAAAUCAAGAAAUACAGAAGGCACUUUGGCUUAUCUGCUGCGGCUGCAUACCUUCAAACAUUUCUGCAAGGGCCAGAUCACCCAGUGAUGUUUGAUUAAGAGAGCAGAGGACCGUUGUCUAUUUAGCAUUGUGAUGUGUGAGCCCUGCUGCUCUCAGUACAUUGUACAUAACAGAGUCACAGUCAGUCUGUGGGGAGUAUUUACAUUUAAAAAAAAAAAAGCCUGUUGACCAAAAUAAACCAUGUUGUGUAAGUCCAGGAACAAUCCUGGAAGUUGCAAUUUUUUUUUUUUUCUGGCAAAGCUUAAGUGUUGCUUAGAUUCUGUCCUUUAGUUUCUUCCAGGAUCCAAAGAGGAGUGAGCUCUGUGGAUCGUAAGAAAUGGAUUGGUAGAUUUGCUUUCUCUGUUUGUUUGUUUGUUUGUUUGUUUGUUUGUUUGAAUGAAUGGAAGCCCACUGGCAUAAGAGCUGUGUGUAUCAGAUGAAGGGUAAUAGAGGCAGAAGGCCUAUUAUAUCAGAUUCUAUGGAACACAAUAGCAGAUGGCAAGAGACUUUGUCCUGCUCUUGGAUUUUCAGGUGGCAUCUGGUUGGCCACUGUAAGAGCCGUGUUAGAGCUGAGCUAGGUGAACAGUGGCGAAAUCCAGCAGCAUGCAUGAUUCCACACACACUUCAGAUUAUGUAUCUUGCUUAAAAGACUUCCAUGGAUUUCAACAGCACAGUCGUUACCUUGAGUACAUGUGUGUCUGAUGCACUGUAGAGACAUGUUAAGAUCCAUAUUCUAGCACACAAGUGAUGUUCCAAUCUGCAGUGCUUUAGUUCUUAAAGCAUCACUAUUGAUUUGGUUAAGAGUUUCCUCUCCAACCAAUGCAGUCCAGAAAUAUAUGUUAGUCUUUCCCUUUUUAACAUCAUAACUUCAAAAUAUAGGAAGCAAGGCACAAGCAAGGGUGAAACAAGACAGGUUUGGGAUCUGUAACUUCCAAAACCUUUUCCAGCCCUCCAUUGUAUUACAACCUGGGAGGAAUAAUUAAACCAGCUAGCCUAAAUAAUUUCCAUCCCAAAUGCCUGCAGAAGAGACAAAAAAUGUUGAGAAAAGAAAAGGCAAGAACAACAUCCUUCUUGACAUUCAUCCUGUUAUGAGUUUGGUUGGAGCCUGGGUUUCUUGGGAGUUCUGACAUUUAAUAUGGCUUUAUUAGAAGAGCAGACAAAAUCUGUAAUUUUGAGCAAGAGACAGCUACUGAAUAUUUCACUAAUAACCCAAGACUUCAUCCUGGGAUCUAUAUUCCCAUCUGAAUUGCAGAUGAAUGGAAACAGAUACCCUCAUCUGUAUAGUUUAUCGCAGACGGGCCUAUAUGGUUUGGGAUAGCUAUAGGGAUGAACCUGUAUUUGAUUUCUAUCAAUACUUCCUAAUCCUGCCACUCAAAAGGAGCUGAUUUAAAACAACAACAAAAAAACAGUAGUCCCUUUAUAUUUACAAUAGGGAAACUGGUCCUACAGAUAGUUCUGGGUAACAAUUUCCAUCAUCCCCAUCAGGAUGUUGCCUGGGGUUUAUGGAAAUAAAAUCCAACAACAAUAACAUACAUUAUGCUAGAGAACAAUUCCCAUAAUUUAUCUAACAAGCAAAAAAUAAAACAAAAGAACAGCCUCUUUCCAAAUUGUUUACACAACUAAGAAUAAAUUAUGUUGUUUCAUUUUUUUUUUUUGCUAAAAGAAACAUUCUUUUCCCUCUUUAUUAUUUUUUUAAAUGCAAAAGUCAUAACUUUAUUAAUAUAAAACUAGGCUGUAAAUUCAGUGAAAAUCUAAUAACCCGGGAAUACGUUGAUGCUGAUGAUUAUAAAUCCUGAACAACUCAUUUUGCAAUAAAUAUGACUGUUAUGCAGAGCUUGAGGUCCAAAUAUUCAGAAUUCCAGACAGAUUCAAUUUUUCAGGUGGUGUUGCCCACAUAUAUGGUGACAAACCAUUACUUCGGAAUGUUUAAAUUGACAAACCUACUACUUAAACUAUCUUAUUCACUGUUAAAUAAACAAGGGCAUGCAAACAGAUUGUUGAACAUUUUUUAUAUAGGGGCAGCUGGUUAUUUUUCUAAACAUUCAUUUUUAAGGCUCCAAGAACAAUUUAAUGACAUAAGCUACUUAAUUUCAGCAUUUUAUCUCCAUCAUCAAUAUGUAAUUGCUCUGUAAAAUAUGCGCUGAAUUGUGUGUGUAUGUUUCAUGACAUUUUCUUUGUUCUGGCUCCAACCUCAAAGCUUGACAUUUUCAAGUGGGAGCACAUGUGACCGCCAACCCCCCAUCCCACAUAAUGAAAUGUGCAUAAAACAUGUUGUCUAGUUUAAUAGCUACAUAUCCUUCAUAUCAAAGCACAAUACUGAAUGCAUAUUAUUCCAUUUCCUUCCAGGAUAUUAGCUUUUUUUUGUGAUGGAUGGAGCAUAUUGUCAUGACAGAGGGUUCAGUGAUGCAAGGCAACAUAGUUGAUUUCUGUAGAUGAGAACCUUUUGGGGCCCAGAGCAGGAAAAAAUGAUUUAAAAAUUGCAUUCUAUAAAAUACAGCAUUUCAAAGCCAUUGUCAUGCACACUCACUAAAGUAAAUGUGACUUAGUUUGAUGGAAGAUAAACACAUGUAUUUGCUGUCUGAGCCAGGGAUGGCCAAUUUCUGAUGUCUGCAUCAGCGAGACUUCCCAGCUAUAGGCUCUUUGCUUAUAUAUUUCACUAAGCAGAACAGAGAAACCAAUCUGGAACAGUGUGUGAAAAAGAUCUGAGCAUCUUUCCAGUUUGAAUUAAUUGGCUUUUUUUUCCUAAUUGAGAUUCUCCAUGGACCAAAUCCAACCGUAUAUCUCUUACCUGCAGCCUUUUUGCACAUAUCCCAAGUCUGCUACAAAUUUUGGGGAACAGGGAGGAGAAGGAGAAGUAUGAUCCACCAGUAAUGCCUGUUGUGCUCCUGGAAGGAUUAUGCCUUUGAACUCAAUCUUUGCUUCCUGCCACAUCAGCAAGGGGGCAACUGCCUACAUCUCUAUGUCUCCAUGCUAUACAAAACACCAUCUGUUGAAUUUUGGCCUAUGGGGAAGCUGCUAAAAACAUAUAAGCUCUGUCAGGGAAAAGGUGGCACUGCUUUCAUGCAGCAAAAGAAAAGGGCUGAUUUAAGAUUCAGGAAUUAAUUGGAGCAAAAGUCUGUGAAGUGAGGGAGGGCAGUAGAAAUGUCCCUAGACCCCCAAAUGUCAAUCCAAGAAUGAUGUCUGUCCAAGAAUAUGAUUGCUAUGCAUUUAUAUGAGUUUACACAUCUUCUGAAUGUUAAAGAUAUGCUAUAUUGUUGCAGUGGUAUCUUUCUGUAUAAAUUGUUUAAAUUUUAAUUGUAAUAGAAGAAAUAUUGAAAGUUAUAUUUAAAAAAAAUACUGGUAUAAUAUUAUAGAUGGAAGAAGAUGCUAUAUUGCUGACACUGAAUUUUAUUAACUCAAGGGCUGAUUCAGUCAAGUGAAAUUGUGAUAGGACAUUCUUCUAGUGCAGCAGGAACUAUUUUUCCAUUUUUUAGGUGAAAAACCUUGUACCUAAUUUGUGUCCUGCCUGGAGCGCACUCUCUUGUGUAUAGCACUGCUUUUCACAGGGCGAAUUCCCUCCUACCUUCAACUGAAGGUUGAGGAGGACCAGGAGUGCACCUUCUCAAAGAAACAUGUUGGAAUUGGUUCUUAAUCUUUGUCUUUUGAUGUGGUUAUGAUGAUGAACAUGUCUUUUGUGGCACGUUUCUAUGGUGUUAAACAGUUUACAAGGUCUACACAAAACCAAUUCUCAUAGGUGUGAAAAGGCCUCGUUUUGAGACCAUAGGGCAAUUUUUCCCAACAUGGUGCCCGCUAGAUAUGUUGGUAUUUCCAUUUUCAUAAAGCCCAAGCAGUAUGGCCAGUAACAUAUCUGGAGGGCAACAGGCUGGGGAAGAAGCGCCCAUAAUGAUUUGUACUGCAAUAACCUAGAUUUUAUGCCAAAUUAAACUCUGGUUUGUUUGCUUUUUUCAACUUGAACAUUGUAAGGACUUAUCCAAGUGAAUGUACUGAGCUUGUCAUUUACUCCAGACGCACAGAUAACUAGACCAAGAAUCCACAUCUCAAAAUUGUAAUGUGUUUCUGGGUGUACAUUUGUACUAUAUGGAAGUUCUGAUCGUUUCUGGUUUUACUCUAGGAACAAAGACAUUUGGCAUAAUGCAAUCUAGAAGAAUGCUCUUGAUUUUUAUACAAAGUGUACCAAAUUUAUGAUGUAUGACAACUAUAUGUUAGCUUGUUUACUAAAUUAAAAAGUCAAUUGAUUUGA
Messenger RNA from Pantherophis guttatus, 5425 nucleotides. RefSeq names its product G protein-coupled receptor 12 (gene GPR12). Gene Ontology annotation, biological process: G protein-coupled receptor signaling pathway. Lineage: Eukaryota; Metazoa; Chordata; Lepidosauria; Squamata; Colubridae. Gene Ontology annotation, cellular component: membrane. Gene Ontology annotation, molecular function: G protein-coupled receptor activity. The record is from RefSeq and is a predicted model, not a curated record.